Porites lobata is the source of this 915-nucleotide messenger RNA. Lineage: Eukaryota; Metazoa; Cnidaria; Anthozoa; Scleractinia; Poritidae. The record is from the annotation of a GenBank genome assembly.
AUGGCAGGAACAAUAACGAAGAAUAUGUCAGCUUCAACUUCGUCACUCAAUAAUUCCUUUUCAGCCAUGGUUAUGGACGAAUUGCUUUCUGAGGCACAAGUCAUCGCUUGGAGCUGUGCACUUGCGUCAGAAGCUGUAGUUAUUGUCCUGGGAAACUUGCUCACAAUUGUUCUCUUCACAUUUAACAGGAAGCUGCGAAAUAAGAAAAGGUUAUAUCUUGUUAUAAAUAUGGCGUUUGCUGAUCUGGUGUUGGGAGGUGCAAGUCUCCCUUUAUUUGUUUAUUUAAUAACGGCGACUCGCAGUAGGUUAUAUUUUUCAGCAUUUCCAACAUUUGUUAAAAUUAUUUUUACGGUUUCCUCGAUGGCCUCGUUCACUACCGCUGCUUUGAUAUCUGCUGAAAGAUUUUACGCCAUUUUUUGGCCGCUGAAGCACCGAACAAUCUCCAGGCGAGCAUACAAGCUUGUUAUUUUGAUGGCUUGGACAUUGGCUACCUUAUUUUCUACGGCUUAUAUAUUGCUUUUCCGCUUGAGUCUAGGAGCUUUUUACGCAUUCGCUACUUUAUACGGCUUGUUACUAAUUGUGACUAUUUGCGGCCUCAACAUCGUUAUUUGGAGAAAGAUCCAGCAAAAAUCUGUUUCUUGUCACCAAAACAGAGACAUGCAACUCCAGCGUUUAACGAAAGCCCUGUCAUUAGUAUCUGUUGGUACUUUGAGUUCUUGGAUUCCCGCGAUUAUUAUUAGUUUUUUAAGAUUUUUCGGUCAAAACAUAUCUUCAAACAUUUUCCUUUUCACUUAUUUUAUAUAUUCUUCCAGUUCUUUUAUCAAUCCAAUGGUGUACGCUUUAAGAAUUCCUGAGUUUAGGCAAGGUUUGCAUUUGUUCUGUUUUAGAAGUCAGGAAAAUAGUAAUAUAGGAAGA